Molecule: messenger RNA, 1683 nt
Organism: Ostreobium quekettii
Lineage: Eukaryota; Viridiplantae; Chlorophyta; Ulvophyceae; Bryopsidales; Ostreobiaceae
Source: the annotation of a GenBank genome assembly
AUGCAUGCAACCGGGAUACCAUUCUGUGUAGCUCUUGUGUACCUGCUGUCCAGGCAUGGAGCUGAAGGACGAACUGCAACAGAGGGAAGAAUAAGGACUCAAGACACCGCCCCAAAGGGCCGAUUCCCAUGGAUGGUCUCCCUGAGGGAUAGCUAUGGCAGGCACAUGUGUGGGGGGGUUGUCAUCGAUCCAUGGCAUGCCCUCACAGCGGCACACUGCUUAACUAAGCUUGGACAACAUGUGAUCAUGGUCAUUGGUGCCCACACCAUCAGCGAUGCUGAUGACUCAAAAGUCCAGGUCCUUACUUCUGAAUCUGCUUUCAUCCAUCCUGGCUGGACUGGAGUCUUUGCACAUGGCUUUGAUGCAGCCCUGCUCAGGUUGCCAAGGGAAGUGCAUGUUACAUUUCCAACCCUGGCCAGUAGCUCAGACGUCCUUCCCCAAGGGGCGCCAGUGGCAGCACUGGGCUGGGGCUACAUCUGUGAGAAGGAAGUGACAGAGCUUCGAAUGGCCACAAUGCUUGAAGUCAUGGACAACUUGGAUUGCCCAGGCAUCCCAUACUUGGCAGACAGCAUGAUGUGUGCAUAUUCUCAGUGGGAAGAUGCUUGUGAAGGAGACUCUGGUGGUCCCCUUGUACAAGUUCACGCCCCGCGUGCCACACUCGAGAAAGGCGGUCCGCACAAAGACGUGAUUCAUGGGAUUGUCUCCCAUGGGCCCCAUUGCUGCAACGAGGCCACUGGAGGAGCGUACACCCGUGUUUCCCAUGUCAUGGAUUGGAUCAACGCAGUGAGAGAUGGCAAGAACGGCUGGGCACCUGUGCACAGUGUCCAUCUACCACAGCUGGUGCACCUGCUGGAUGAGAGCAGAGGGCUUGUAUGCAUGGGCUUGGUCAUCGAGAAGCACCACGUGCUGACCGCAGCACACUGCACAGUGGCAAUGGGGCCCAAUGGUACUGUUGCUGUGGACAUUAGGGCUGGACAGUAUGAUGAGCUUGGCUUCAGGGUGCAGGAGUUUCCUGUGAAGAGCACUUUUGUGCACCCGCAAUGGACAGGUCAACCUGAUGGGUAUGAUGUUGCGUUGCUUCAACUUCCCCAGAGCAUGCGUGCCCUUGCGGUCCCAAUGCCAUUGCAGGCACCCAAUAGCUCAUUAUCUGGUGCACAUGUGCUUGGUUUCAGGAUCCAUGGCCGGCCAGAAGUGGCGCAGUUCAAGGUCAUUGACAAUGACCACUGCCCAAAUUAUUCAGAAUUUGGAGGCAAUCAAUUUUGUGUUUGCUCGAAUCUGACAAUCCUGGAAGCAGGUGGCCCCAUUCUAAGCGUGGGCGCCAAUAAAAGAGGCAACAACAAGGCUGGCGGUGUCAUUGGCGUUGUUUCACUCGCCAGUUAUUCGUCUGCUGCAAAUGAGAGCACAAUUAGCUGCACAUCCAUUGAACAUCUCCAUGGUUGGAUUGAGGAGAGCGUGCGCCAAAAGGUGCCAGGGGCGCAAGUACAGCAACUUGCGAUUGCUCUGGCGACAUUCGCAUUGACAGCAUUCGCCGGUUACAAGAUUGGGAGCUCAUUUAUACAUUGCAUUCGCGCAAGGAAUCGUUGCGUACAAAGAAUCGUUGCGUACAAGGAAUCGUUGCGUGCAAGGUAUCAUACAAGGUAUCAUACGGUGCAUGCACAAGGUAUCGUUACUUCGGGUCGUUGA